UAAGUCCCUUGGACCACUGAACCAUUCUACACGUGUGUUCACCUUGGUUGAUCCUGCUUUCAUUUUAACUUUGGGGCUCCCCCCCCCCCCCCCCAGACAGAGCUUCUCUGUGUAACAGUCCAGGCAGGCCUCAAACUCACAGAGAUCCACCUGCCUCCGCCUCCCAAGUGCUGGGACUAAAGGGGUGCACCACCGCCGCCCGGCUUUGGGUCUGUUUCUUACCUAGAGGUGUCCUCCAUAGCUCCUGGCCAGGUCGCCCCUGCCUUUUUCAGUCCUGCCCUGCUGCCCAGGGUGCUGCCUAGACUCAGGAGCUAGGUCUCCAUACAACUAGGCACAUUGCUUCCUUAAGCCCACCUUCUUUGUCUGUAAAAGAGGUGUUAAUACACACCCUCUGGGUUUACGGCCAAGCGGCAGGAAGUAGUACGCAGGGCUGAGGUUUUAGCUCUGUGGUGGGAGAAGCGAGGUUCUAGGUUCAAUUCCCGGCAGCGCGAAAAUGAAUUCAAAGCAAGUAGUACCAAGCAGCAGAGGGCUUACUCUGCUGAAGAGGGACCGGAAGGGCUGUGCAGCCUGUGGCUCGGCCCUCGGUCCACGGCCCCCCACAACUGGUGCCCUCACAGGAGUUCACCUCGUGCCCGGCCCCGCCCUCACCUUUGUGACGUAGUAGCCGCGCCUCCUGCCUCCGCGUUAGCCGCCCGAGACCCACAGCUCUCCGAGACUUGGCCCGUUGGAGGUUGCUUUGGUGUGAAAACACGGGUGGAUCUUCCCGGGCCAUGAUGAAACUAGCUGCUGGCUUCCUUCUGCUGCUUCUGGAAGUGCGGCUCCUGCCUGUAACACCUCUCUCAGCUGAGGAUUCAUCUUCGGCCUCCACUCCAGGCAGCCCUCUCUCAUCCACUGAAUAUGAACGUUUCUUCGCCCUGCUGACCCCAACCUGGAAGGCAGAGACCACCUGCCGCCUCCGUGCAACUCACGGCUGCCGGAACCCCACUCUCGUCCAGCUGGACCAAUAUGAAAACCACGGAUUGGUACCAGAUGGUGCUGUCUGCUCUGACCUCCCGUAUGCUUCCUGGUUUGAGUCCUUCUGCCAAUUUGCUCAGUAUCGUUGCUCCAACCAUGUCUACUACGCCAAGAGGGUCCGAUGCUCCCAGCCAGUUUCCAUCCUCUCACCCAACACUCUCAAGGAGAUAGACUCUCCCCCAGAAGUCCCUGCCACCACCAUGACAUCCCCCAUGGCAUCCCACGCCACAGCCACAGAACAACGCCAGGCCUUCCAGCCUUGGCCUGAGCGGCUCAACAACAACGUGGAGGAACUGCUUCAGUCGUCCUUGUCCCUGGGCGGCAAGGAGCAGCAGGGCGGUCACAAGCAAGUGCAGGAGCAGCACAAGCAGGAGCUAGUACAAGAUCAUAAACAAGAGGACGGGCAGGAGCAGGAGGAGCAGGAGGAGGAAGAGGAGGAGGAGGAGACAAAGCAGGAAGAGGGGCAGGGGACAGAGGAGGGUCUGGAGUCAAUGUCCAAUCUGCAGUCGUACUCGGAGCCCAAGUUUCAGUCGGAGUCUCUGUCUUCCAACCCUUCCUCCUUUACUCCCCGGGUCCGAGAAGUGGACUCUGCUCCACUGAUGAUGGAGAACAUCCAGGAGCUCAUUCGGUCAGCCCAAGAAAUGGACGAAAUGAAUGAACUGUACGAUAACUCCUGGAGAAGCCAAAGCACUGGCAGCCUCCUGCAGCUGCCCCACACGGAGACCAUGAUGGUGCUAUGCUAUUCCAUUAUGGAGAAUACCUGCACCAUGACUCCCACAGCCAAGGCCUGGAGCUACAUGGAGGAGGAGAUCCUUGGCUUCGGGGAUUCGGUCUGUGACAGUCUUGGACGGCGACACACAGCUGCCUGUCCCCUCUGUGCGUUCUGCUCCCUGAAGCUGGAGCAGUGCCAUGCUGAGAGCAACGUGCUGAGGCAGCACUGUGAUGCUUCCCACAAGAUACCCUUCAUCAGCCCCUUCCUCUCAUCCCAGAGCAUAUCCACCGGCAACCAGGCGAGGAUCCCAGACAAAGGCCGCUUUGGUGGGCUAGAUAUGUACGGAGGGCUCAGCUCUGACUUCUGGUGUAACCGGCUUGCCAUGAAGGGCUGUGAAGAUGAACGAGUCUCCAAAUGGCUCAAGGCUGAGUUCCUAAGCUUCCAGGAUGGGGACCUCCCCACGAAGAUUUGUGACACAGACUAUGUCCAGUACCCAAACUACUGUUCCUUCAAAAGCCAACAGUGCCUGAUGAAAAACCAGAACCGGAAGGUGAGCCCCUACCCUGUCCUCACCCCUUACCAGUCCCAGACCCUCCUGGGAGGGUCUGUUCUGAGCCCUUCUCUUCCAGAAGCUGGGCUGUGGAAACAGUUCCCUGUCUGCAUCUGUGAGGCAGAGACCUCUACAUGGUGCCUCCUCCUCUUCCUAGUCUGGAGUGAGUCAGGCCCUCUCAGACAGGAGUGGGCAGGGGAGGUACAGAAAGGAGGGAUGGGCCCUGAGGACCCAGCGGGAGACCCUUAGCUGGCCUGAAAACGGGAUGUUGAGUUUCAGCCUCCCAGCCUUACUCAUCAGGUAACCUACUACGGUAAGUUGCUUCCUGUCUGAGUCUAGGCCGCCUCCGUCUUAAAGGAGGUUGAACUGUUGAAACCCCACCUGCAUUCCUUUCUGCCCUCUAGCACCUGCCCCUGGUUCUGAUUCCUCCUCACUUCAUGCUCCAUACACACAUGAUGCUUUUGUAGGUGUACCGCAUGAGAUGUAUGAUGAACGAGAACUACAACGUGCUGAGCCCGGCUAAAAGUGAGGAGGUUAUCCUCCGGUGGAACCAAGAGUUUAACACUCUGGCUCUAGGCC
Peromyscus californicus insignis is the source of this 2855-nucleotide messenger RNA. It is a transcript of the gene Acrbp, whose product is annotated as acrosin binding protein. The coding region runs from base 771 to 2525 and encodes 584 amino acids. Lineage: Eukaryota; Metazoa; Chordata; Mammalia; Rodentia; Cricetidae. The record is from RefSeq and is a predicted model, not a curated record. The transcript is spliced from 9 exons. Gene Ontology annotation, cellular component: nucleus; acrosomal vesicle. Gene Ontology annotation, molecular function: protein binding.